GUAGCACGUGAACUCUCAAUCCCUGACCCUGGUUCCGUUCCGCCGGUUCGCUCGACGGCCGCUUCACGUGGGCGCUGCGAUGGAGGACAUAGAGGACCUCGUCGGCGCCGGCGCUCCGCCCGGCCUCCGUCUUCCCGUCACUGCCAUCGGUAUCAAAGCCAAGAGAAAGCCUAAAUCUCGCCUCCUCUCUGACCCCGUAUCCCCAAACCCUCAAAUCCCAGGCACACAGACGAUAUACUUGAAGACGUUCGGCUGUUCGCAUAAUCAAAGUGAUAGUGAGUAUAUGGCUGGUCAACUGUCAGCAUUUGGUUAUGCUGUGACGGAGGAUCCUGAGCAGGCGGACUUAUGGCUGAUAAAUACAUGCACUGUUAAGUCUCCUAGUCAGUCUGCAAUGGCAACACUUAUAGGGAAGUGUAAAACUGCAAAAAAGCCUUUAGUAGUGGCGGGAUGUGUUCCUCAGGGUAGUCGAGAUUUGAAGGACCUCGAAGGCAUUAGCAUAAUUGGAGUACAACAAAUAGAUCGUGUUGUUGAAGUCGUAGAGGAGACUUUGAAAGGCCAUGAAGUACGGUUUUUAAACAGGAAAACAUUGCCAUCACUAGAUCUUCCUAAGGUAAGGAAAAACAGGUUAAUUGAAAUUCUUCCUAUAAAUGUUGGUUGUUUAGGUGCUUGUACUUAUUGCAAGACAAAGCAUGCUCGUGGCCAUCUAGGGAGCUAUACAGUUGAAAGCCUUGUAGAACGUGUAAAAAAUGUUAUUUCUGAAGGAGUCAAGGAGAUCUGGUUGAGCAGUGAAGACACUGGUGCAUAUGGUCGGGAUAUUGGACAAAACCUUCCAGUUCUUUUAAAUGCUAUUAUCACUGAGCUUCCUCCUGAUAGGAGUACCAUGCUUCGCAUAGGCAUGACCAAUCCACCAUAUAUACUGGAACAUUUGAAAGAAAUUGCUGAAGUACUGAAUCAUCCAUGUGUAUAUUCAUUCUUACAUGUUCCUGUUCAAUCAGGGAGCGACUCUGUCUUAACAGCAAUGAAUCGUGAGUACACUGUAAGUGAGUUCAGAACAGUGGUUGACACUCUCAAAGAGCUUGUUCCUGGGAUGCAUAUUGCUACUGAUAUAAUAUGUGGUUUUCCUGGUGAAACAGAUGAAGACUUUGAACAAACUAUCAAUCUUAUAAAAGAUUACCAGUUUGCACAAGUUCACAUAUCCCAAUUUUAUCCAAGGCCAGGUACCCCUGCUGCAAGGAUGAAGAAGGUCCCUAGCACUGUAGUUAAGAAUCACAGUCGUGAACUUACUUCGGUUUUUGAGUCAUUCUCUCCAUACCAGGGUAUGACAGGCCAAACUCUGAGGAUAUGGAUUACUGAAAUUGCUACUGAUGGAGUUCAUCUGGUUGGUCAUACGAAGGAAUAUAUCCAAGUCCUUGUGAUUGCUCCUGAAAGUAUGUUGGGGACCUCAGUGGAUGCAAAGAUCACCUCUGUGGGAAGAUGGUCUGUUUUUGGUGAAAUUACUGAGACUCCAGUUUUUGUUGAGGAUGCCGCACACCUAGGAAGACCUCUAGCAGGAUCUUCAAUUUCAUGUGUAAACUGUGAAUGCUCAGAGGAUCCUAUGCCCUGCCAAUGCCUCGGUGAGAAUUCAUGUGGCCAGCAAAUUAGUAGCACUGAACAUGAAGGCCAUACCAAGACUGCUAUGAAUGGAAGCCACAGUGAGAUAACAUUCAUUGCCUCAACUAAGUCUAUGCCGCUGCGUAAGAGAAGACCACAAGGAGAGAGUAACGAAAUUAAUCUGGUAAAUAACCAAGAAGCAGCGCACGUGUGUAGUAAAUUAGUCGCAAUAGAUUGGAUUUUGCUGGGUGGAAUUGCUCUGAGCUUUAUUACCAGUUCAGUUGUGCUGAUUUUGCUUUCCUCAAACUUGUUUUCUUGACUCUCCUGACAAAGGGCAUGAGAUGUACAAUUUUGUUCGCUGUAGGCUCGAUUAAUCUGUGUUGCAGUUCAUUUCUUAUUAUUCUGACAGAUAAAUGUUUCACCACCACAACUGCAAUGGAUGAUAGAUAAAUGUUUCACCACCACAACUGCAAUGGAUGUAGCAGUAGUUGGCUUGCUAGGUGAGUGUAUCUUCUCUAAUUACUGGCAUUGCUUAGCUUGUACUCAAAACUAUGGGUUAUAUAUCUUUAUUAGAUUUCAAAUAUUCAUGUUUA
Messenger RNA from Zingiber officinale, 2183 nucleotides. Its product is annotated as threonylcarbamoyladenosine tRNA methylthiotransferase-like. The transcript has 11 exons. The coding region runs from base 80 to 1909 and encodes 609 amino acids. The record is from RefSeq and is a predicted model, not a curated record. Gene Ontology annotation, biological process: tRNA methylthiolation. Gene Ontology annotation, cellular component: endoplasmic reticulum. NCBI's taxonomy places the organism in Eukaryota, Viridiplantae, Streptophyta, Magnoliopsida, Zingiberales, Zingiberaceae. Gene Ontology annotation, molecular function: 4 iron, 4 sulfur cluster binding; tRNA (N(6)-L-threonylcarbamoyladenosine(37)-C(2))-methylthiotransferase activity.